This is a messenger RNA of Vitrella brassicaformis, 720 nucleotides long. Lineage: Eukaryota; Vitrellaceae. The record is from the annotation of a GenBank genome assembly.
GUGAGUGAUGUGUGCAGGCGGGCCAAGGUUGAUCCGGCAAAGGCAGCAGCCGACAAGAUCAACAGCAACCACCGAGCAGUCAUCGCAGCACAUCAAGGGCACCAUAUUCUACAUACCCAAACCAAAAGAGGGCAGGCAGCAGGUGGGUGAGCCCGAGGGGGAGACAGGGAGGGAGAGAGCCACAAGGACAUGUGUAUGCGUUGUAUUCUCUGCGUUCAUUGCAUCACGCAGCACGCGAUAAUAUUUGCCGAGGACGAGAUGAUGAUCGGCGGGCGCGACCGGCUCAUGCGGCGACAGAUGAAGCUACAGGAGAAGGAAAAGGCGGCAAGAAACCCUUUCAAUGAGGUGCGCGCACGCGCAGCCAACAACCACCGUGUCUCUCACGCCGUGUUGAUAUGGUUGUCAGGACAUCGCAUACGAGCAGCGAGGUUGGUGGAAGCGGACCCACGGUGCAGGUAGGGAGCGGAGGGACGCAUGGGAGACACACAGGGAGCCACAUGUGGCACAAGCGGGGCAGCUAUCUGUGUAUGUGUGUGUGUGUGUGUGUGCAGGUGGGUUUCGGUCGCGCGAUGUACCAAACUAGAGGCCGACGGUGAGGUGGAUCAUAUCCAAUGCCACGCUCCGAGUGGCCAUGGUGCACUCGCUCAAGGAACACCCUGCCAGAGCAUAUAUACAUGUACAGCCCGCUGACACUGACGUUGCGUGUGAAAAAUGCAUGAG